Molecule: messenger RNA, 147 nt
Organism: Babesia microti strain RI
Lineage: Eukaryota; Apicomplexa; Aconoidasida; Piroplasmida; Babesiidae
Exons: 2
Coding region: 1-147 (48 amino acids)
Source: RefSeq, a predicted model, not a curated record
AUGGUGCAAGUCGCUACAAGAAGGCUCACGCUAAAAUGCGUUGGAAAUGGAAGAAGAAGAGGACUAGACGCUUACAAAGGAAGCGCAGAAAGAUGCGCCAACGUUCAAAAUGAUUUGCUAGGCUUUCUAGUGAAUAAUUUAAUCUAA